ACAAUACAAUUUCUUGAAAAGCCUUCGCAGUCGAGCCCUAAAUUUUAUCGAAAGAUUUCCUACUCGUUUCAAGUACAGAAUAGAGCUGUGUCACAAGCUAGAAAAGCCGCCUGGGAAUUGUGUUGUGUCCAAUCAGCUUGAAAACAAAGCAACCUGUUUGACAGCUUCGUCUCAUGUAGCGAUCAGGCUCUUCAUAAAUGAUUCAUCACAUCACUAUUGUUUGAUGAUGUUAGGCCUAAAUCGUGCCUGGCUUCCUUAUUGAGAAUCUCCGAAUUCCGUUGGCAAUGCCGAGCGGACAGACGGGAGUAGCACAAGGACAAAGACUUGGUUUCGAUGUACCCCUCGUUCAGAUCGAACGAGAAUCAAAAUGGGAGUUCCUAGAGAACACACGACGCGCAACACCUAAAUCAGUUUGUUUACAUCGAGAUGGACCUGCCCCGAAAUCGGAGGCGAAACGAAGCUCGGCGAAACUUGCCAACGGAUCUCUAGAUAGUGACGUAGAUGAAGAUGAAGCUGGAAUUGACGGUGAAGGUAGUGCUAAUUCAUCAUUAGCAAAAUGGACGGGAAAAAAGGGCGGUAAAAAAGGCCCCUCUGCAGGUAGCAAGGCAUUUAUCAUCUACUUUUCGAAAUUAGCACAUGCUCCUGAGACUGAGUUGGUUGACUUUGACUUUGUCGAAUCUUUGCUUGAUGGUGGUGCUAGUGUCAAUAGCACAGACAAACAUGGCCAAAGUGUUUUCCAUGAAGUGGCGCGUAAUUGGCACCCAGAUGUCGCAUAUUUUCUGUUACAAAAAGGGGCAAACAUCAACAAAGCUGACAAAUGGGGGAGAUCCCCCCUUCACUCCGCGGCUGCUGUCGACCAUUCAGAUAUGGUGGAAUUUUUACUGCAGAACGGCGCAAACAUCCAUGCGAAAUCGCGGGGUGAAUGGCAGACACCUAUCCAUUAUGCUGCUAAAUUUAAUGCUGUGAGAUCACUAAAAGUUCUGAUGGACUGGCAUGCUAAUGUUAAUGAUAGAGACUACAAAAAGCGGACUCCUCUUUUCAUUGCAGCUGAAAAUGCUCGUGAAGAGGCAACUCGAUAUUUAAUCGAACGAGGUGCCCCAGCUGGUGUUUUUGAUGAGAGUGGCCUAUCCGCUGUUUCAUUACUGAUAGAGAAGAUGCCAAAAGUUGCAAAAGAUGCCUUAGAACAGUUCGUUAACAUUGACAGGGCAUUCCGCAAAGAAUAUUAUUACCUUGGUCAUCUUGAGCACGAUCCAUCGGAGUGGAAAGAUUUAGAAGAGUUUAAGAAACACAAGAAAAUGAUGAAAAAGGACGGUAUAAAGGUUAGGAAGUGCCCGACUACUCCACUCAAGGUGGCAGUUCGAUGUCAGGAAUUUGAAAUACUGAUGCACCCUGUAAUACAACGACUUAUCAGCGUUAAGUGGAAUCAAUUUGGCAAAUGGGCAUCAGUAUUUGGUGCAAGCUUUCAUCUUGUUUACAUCAUGAUAUGGACGUGGCUUGCAAUAUUUCUUCCAAGUGAUGGUAAUUUCUACAAUCCUCCUUCCAAAUUCUGGUGGAGAAUUAUUCUAGAGUUUCUUGGAUGUAUGAUGACACUGUAUUUCAUACUAAAGCAAAUUUGGGAGGUUAAAACACAACGCAAAGACCAACGGACAUACAAGAGCUGGCGUGUGCGGGAACUUGAGCGGGACUUAGAAUAUUGUCACCCUCGAUGGCCUGACGAGAGACAGUACCUUGAAAGCGAAAUAAAACGAAUUCAAUGUGCCAAAACGAGUUAUUUUAAAGAUGCUUGGAAUAUUAUGGAUUGGCUCACAUACAUUGCCGUUCUGGCUGUAAUCAUAACACGCGUUUUAGCGGUGUUUUCAAAUGAAAAGGCCGCAAGUAAUUUACAUCCCAGGGUCUAUGCUCUUGCACUAAUAUUCAUGUGGCUGCACUUCAUGAAGUCAUGUCGACCGUUCAAAUCCUUAGGACCGUUUAUUACGAUGUUAGGCCACGUAAUGCAAGAUACGCUGAGAUUUGCUUUCUUGUUUUUCGAGUUCUUCAUACCUUAUGUUUGUGCAUUUUGGAUAAUCUUUGGUGGAGAGAAAAAUGCCCAGAAAAUGGAAGCAGCCAGUGCCGAGUCUGUUGAUUGGAAAAAGUUCAACGAUUUGACGUUUUCAGUCUGGAUGGUAACUCUGAUUGCGGAUUUCAAUUUUGACGGUCUUGUUGCUGUUGAUAAACUUAUGGCACAGGUUCUUGUUGGCAGCUAUUUUGCUAUCGCGUCUGUUGUUUGCAUGAACCUGUAUAUCGCUUUAUUGUCAGAAACGUUUGCACGAGUUUACCAGAACGCUUUGGCAAAUGCAGCUCUACUCCAGGCAACCACAAUAUUGCAAGUUGAAAAUGCACUAAGCAAAAAGCGAAAAUCACGUUCAGAGAAAUAUAUCCAAGAGGAAUGUUCACCCCUGGAAGUAUUUCAUACUUCAGGACCCGAUGGCGGUGAAGGUGGGACAGAGUUUAACCGGAUGGCACACCAAAUAACAAACAGACUGGAUUCUCUUGAGGAUAACUUAAAGACAUAUACUAAAAGUAACGUUGAGCCCACGCAUGGAGGUAGGAAAUCAGUGGUGCAAAGUCCUGCUCACUCAUCAGCUGCAAAUAAUAGCAUUUUAGCUGAUAUUAUGAUUCGAAAUAGGCAAAUUGAAGAGCUGCGCACGGAGCUGCACCAAAUCCAUGAAGUGUUAUUGACCUAUCUGUCAACGCGUAUGCCUUCAUCGGGCAUUUCUACCCCCGAAACAUCUCAAACAUCAGCUGUUCCAAAUGCAAGGAAUCAAAAUUACAGCGGUAUGCAAAAGCUGAAACAAUCAGCUCCUUUGAAAGGAGAUUUUAUGAGACGUUUCCUGGAUCAAAAAGGUCGCAGCAAUUUGCCAACUGUUGCCUCAUUGCCUGCAAAGAAAAGUCGGCGGCGAAAACGACGCACGGGAGACACGAGAGGCUACAAAUCAGAGUGCCUCUCUUUGAGCGGAAGCUGGGAAGACGUUUCUCAGACAGAGGCAGAAUCGAUAUUCUAACAUGUCAUAACAGAUCGUGUAUCUGCGCACAUACUUGACUGUGGCAGGACGAUCAAUGACAGAAUAUCGUGAUUCUGUCUUAUAAAAUCUCACGUACGCCAUGCAUUUAUUUCUAAAGACAGAAUCAGUCAUAUUUAAGUUUGUGCAUUUGACAUUUCCCAGAAUCCUUUUGCGAAUUCGAGCCAAUAUUGUAGACAUUUAUUGAAACUUUUCGAGUAACAAAGCCCAAACUGAAUACUAUUAUUUUUGCUUAAACUAUUUAAUGAUAUUUUAAGAACAUUUUUUAAUACUAAUACAAAUACUUCAAUCAAGUCCUUGUGCUUCAUCUAGAUUCUAGAAUGUCUAUAAAGGAUUCAGAUCAACCCUUUUUAGUUCAUUGUCUACUUAUCAAAUGUUUUGAAUGCCCUUUAGGUCCUACUGAAAAGAAGUAUGGGGAUGUGAAGCUGGUCUUAUAAUUCUUUGAAAUUGAUAUUAUUUUUGUAGAAAUUUUUUGCAGAGUUUUAGAACAUAAUAUUUAUAAAUCUAAUUUCGUACUUAAUUGAUAGUGUAUAGGCUUUAUAGUUGAACAACGAAUAUAUUUUAUAUUUGAAUACAGUAUAAUCACCUGCAACUUGAAACCUUGAUAACUUGAACCCCAAAUAAAUCUAUAGCCCUUGCUGUGUUUGCCUUCCUAUUGAACCAUCGCCAAUACUUUGGAACUCCCGAUGAAUCGAGCAUUCUGUUGAACAUUAUUUUCAUUCAUUUUCAUUAUGAUAUACAAACAGAAAACUACAUUGCAAUAAAAGGUUACACAGAGAUUAAAAAUAUACAUAACCUGAUCUUCCAUGGGCUCGUGCCGAGCUGAAUCCUACUAUCUCAAAAUGUGACAUCUCAGUUCUUUUUUAAAUCGUACGAUGAAAUCGACUGAUAUAUAUAAUGAGUUGUUGGAUAUCAUUCCAAGCAACUGGACUAGUGUACAAAAAACCUUUUUUCAUCGAUCAACAUUUUUAUCACCCUCUGGAGGCUCAAGUUUUUGGGAAUAUACUGUAGCGUUAGCUUUCAAAAUAGAUAUAAUUGUAAGACUGUUAUAACGGUUGAGUUUUUCGGGACAUAUUUGAGACUUUCGUUGAUAUCGCUACCCAUGCUCAAUUAUCAUAAAACCUAUUCCCGCAAAUAAAAUGUUUGUGAGUUAGUCGUAAUGUGGUGUGAAAAGAGCUUCUUUAUAAUGUUUUGUCAAUUAAAGCCCUGUUUCUUUCUCUCUUUAUUCGUUACUCAGAGGACUGUGAUCUCAAAAAUGGAUGAUGGUAUUCCUGCAGACGCAACUUUCACAUUUACACUCAUUUCUUAUAGAAGCAAAGAUGGACAUUCAGUAGUUUGUAUCUCAACACUGAAGCAAUUCUAAGCACUUGUUGAAUUUGAAGUUUCUUGAUUCUAAUGCAAUCAGUCCCAUCAUGCGGGGUUCAGUGUAGAAUUCUUUAACUUGGGGUAAGGUUUAAAUUCACAUCUUGAUAAAUGUUUCUUUACAGUAGGAAAGAAUAGAGACUUGUUGUAAAGAAUUGUUGACACUUUGGAAAACUUUUAUUCCCAACCAGUCAAAGGCAUUGAAAAUCAUGAAAUGUUUGUGUUUUGUGUAACAUUAUAGAGAUGCCGUAGAAAUUAGUUAGAUAAAAACAAGAUCAAAACACUCAAGCUCUAGUUCACUUAACUCCAUCGUAAACAACGCAAUAUCUCUACACCUCUUAAGAAUGCCCGUUGAAAUUGUCACAUGAUACAAUCAUGUGCUACUACAGUCAGACGAUAUAACGUCACAUUCUGCUUUUUAGCUUCAAGACUACACCUUAAUUUCAUAAGAAACUAUCUAAAAAACCUGGGUCCUAGAGUGACAAAAAAAUCAAGAAACCAUAGUACUAUCACCCUCAACCUUGAUAGACCAGGCGAGGAAGGGGGGGAGGAAGUAUCGUCACCCAUCGAGGGAAUUUGCAAGACUAACGCUAUUUGGUUAAUUUCGAUUGGCUAAUUACGAAAAUCGAUGUUAUACGGAGAAAUUCGGUACCAGGGAGCCUCAAUUCACGUUCAAA
This is a messenger RNA of Rhopilema esculentum, 5098 nucleotides long. RefSeq lists its product as uncharacterized. Gene Ontology annotation, biological process: calcium ion import across plasma membrane. Lineage: Eukaryota; Metazoa; Cnidaria; Scyphozoa; Rhizostomeae; Rhizostomatidae. The record is from RefSeq and is a predicted model, not a curated record. Gene Ontology annotation, cellular component: plasma membrane. Gene Ontology annotation, molecular function: calcium channel activity; protein binding.